GUUUCAACGUGGUCACGAGGGUGCAUGUAUCUGAAGUGGGUGUACCUUGUAUGAAUCAUCAAGAGCAUCGUACGCUACAAAUACCAGCAGUGUAUUUAUCUGAUCUUGGGUGUGGAUUAGUGUUAACAAUCCCGUAUUUGAGCAUGGCUGUGAAACUCGAUGCCUCACCUAGGAGGCCUGCCUUCCAUGGCGGUAUAUGAGGUUCAAACUCCUGCUGAAUCAUAACCAUUUGCCGCUGAGCUAUGACAAGAGAGGAAACAAAAAGUUAGACGAGCAAGCCUGCCAUAAGUGAGAAGCAAACUUCCUUGGUAACAUGCUUUUGCGAAGUUCAGGAAAAUUAAAUGUGGGCACUAAGAAAGAGGAUGGUGAGAGUACAGCCCCCACCCCUCGUCCAAAGAUCUUGCGUUGUAAAUGCCACCAUCACUGUCCAGAAGACUCGGUCAACAAUAUUUGCAGCACAGAUGGAUAUUGUUUCACAAUGAUAGAAGAAGAUGAUUCUGGGAUGCCUGUGGUCACUUCUGGAUGUCUAGGACUGGAAGGCUCAGAUUUUCAGUGCCGGGACACCCCGAUUCCACAUCAGAGAAGAUCAAUUGAAUGCUGCACAGAACGGAAUGAAUGUAAUAAAGAUCUACACCCUACGCUGCCUCCACUGAAAAACAAAGAUUUUGUUGACGGACCUAUACACCACAAAGCCUUACUUAUAUCUGUGACUGUCUGUAGUUUGCUCUUGGUCCUUAUCAUUUUAUUCUGUUACUUCAGGUAUAAAAGACAAGAAACCAGACCUCGGUACAGCAUUGGGUUAGAACAGGAUGAAACUUACAUUCCUCCUGGAGAAUCCCUGAGAGACUUAAUUGAGCAGUCUCAAAGCUCAGGAAGUGGAUCAGGCCUCCCUCUGCUGGUUCAAAGGACUAUAGCUAAGCAGAUUCAGAUGGUGAAACAGAUUGGAAAAGGUCGCUAUGGGGAAGUUUGGAUGGGAAAGUGGCGUGGCGAAAAGGUAGCUGUGAAAGUGUUCUUCACCACAGAGGAAGCCAGCUGGUUCCGAGAGACAGAAAUAUAUCAGACAGUGUUGAUGAGGCAUGAAAACAUUUUGGGGUUCAUUGCAGCAGAUAUCAAAGGGACAGGGUCCUGGACCCAGUUGUACCUAAUCACAGAUUAUCAUGAAAAUGGUUCCCUCUAUGAUUACCUGAAGUCCACCACCCUAGAUACCAAAUCAAUGCUGAAGUUAGCCUAUUCUUCUGUCAGUGGCCUGUGUCAUUUACACACUGAAAUCUUUAGUACUCAAGGCAAACCAGCAAUUGCCCAUCGAGAUCUGAAAAGUAAGAACAUCCUGGUGAAGAAAAAUGGAACUUGCUGUAUAGCCGACCUGGGCCUGGCUGUUAAAUUUAUUAGUGAUACAAAUGAAGUUGACAUACCACCCAACACUCGAGUUGGCACCAAACGCUAUAUGCCUCCAGAAGUGUUGGAUGAGAGCUUGAAUAGAAAUCACUUCCAGUCUUACAUCAUGGCUGACAUGUACAGUUUUGGACUCAUCCUUUGGGAGGUUGCUAGGAGAUGUGUAUCAGGAGGUAUAGUGGAAGAAUACCAGCUCCCCUAUCAUGAUCUCGUGCCCAGUGAUCCCUCCUAUGAGGACAUGAGAGAGAUUGUGUGUAUCAAGAAGUUACGUCCGUCAUUCCCCAACCGGUGGAGUAGCGAUGAGUGUCUAAGGCAGAUGGGGAAGCUCAUGACGGAAUGCUGGGCUCACAAUCCUGCAUCGAGACUGACAGCCCUGCGUGUUAAGAAAACACUUGCCAAAAUGUCAGAGUCCCAGGAUAUUAAACUGUGAUUUGAGGGGGAAAAAAAAGCACCACUGGAGAAAGCCAGUAGAUAUCCUGUUUGUGGGCAGAGCUAAAGAUGUUCCAGACGCAUCCACAGUACAAUCCUUGAACGUAGUCCUGCUUCCCAGUGGGUUCAGCCUUACCUCUCAGGGAGCAGCCUGGACAAAGACAGAGAAGUUCCCAGAAACACGGAGUCAUCGUGUCUGUUUGUAGGAGGGAGAAACCGCUUGGGUAACUUGUUCAAGAUAUGAUGCAUGUUGCUUUCUAAGAAAGCCCUGUAUUUUGGGAUUGCCUUUUUUUUUUCUUUUCAAAAGAUGCUUUAAUUUUGCCAAAAUAAAAAAAAAAAU
Molecule: messenger RNA, 2161 nt
Organism: Rhinolophus ferrumequinum (greater horseshoe bat)
Lineage: Eukaryota; Metazoa; Chordata; Mammalia; Chiroptera; Rhinolophidae
Gene: BMPR1B
Product: bone morphogenetic protein receptor type 1B
Exons: 13
Coding region: 314-1822 (502 amino acids)
Biological process (GO): cellular response to growth factor stimulus; BMP signaling pathway; protein phosphorylation
Cellular component (GO): signaling receptor complex; plasma membrane
Molecular function (GO): transforming growth factor beta receptor activity, type I; ATP binding; SMAD binding
Source: RefSeq, a predicted model, not a curated record